AUCUUUGCGCCCUUUGAUCUCGUGGCGCUUCAGGAAGUGCGCGAUACGCUCGUGCUCAAGAAGCUGCGCGCGCUGCUGCGGGGUUGGGACUACGUGGUCUCGGGCCGCGUCGGCGGUGCUGACCGUGGCGAGUACUUUGCCUUCUUCUACCGAAAAGCCAAGUGGCAUCGCCCGACGGUGCAGCACUUGCCCGAGGCCCACGACGGCCUUGACGCGUUGCAUCGCCGCCCGUUUGUCGUGCAGGCCAACUCCGUGUGCAGCCGCCUGGCCAUGACACUGGUCAAUGUCCACAUCGUCUUUGGUCGCGAGGCCGGACGCCGCAAGCGCGAGGUUGACGGACUCGUAGCGCUCGCGGCCACGCUUCCGGGCCACGUGGUGUUGCUCGGCGACUUCAACUUGCCGCCGUUCGACCUCGGCCUCUCGCAGGCGCGCUGGCUGCCACUGAUCAACGCGCCGCUGACGACCACGAUCGGAAACAACCUGUACGACAACAUUUGGGUGCGCGGCACCGAGGACAUCAUUUUCGGCGACUUUGCCCUUUGCGCGGGCGUGGAUCGCGUGGACCAGCGGUACUUUCCAGCGACCAAGCAGCGCGCGAAAGAGGCUCGGCUGCAGUGCUGCAGCGUCCUCUCGGACCACUGCCCCGUGUACAUGGCGCUCUACGCGCCUCUCGAGUUGCUUGGCACUGAGAUCCCACAGGAUGAGCAUCACACUGUAGUAUGA
Molecule: messenger RNA, 723 nt
Organism: Saprolegnia parasitica CBS 223.65
Lineage: Eukaryota; Oomycota; Saprolegniomycetes; Saprolegniales; Saprolegniaceae
Exons: 2
Molecular function (GO): catalytic activity
Source: RefSeq, a predicted model, not a curated record